UUUAUCCCCUCAUUUUCUUUGACAUUGCGUUUGGAUCUCGCGAUUCGAUACCAUGGCAGCACUUUUGCAUGGAGAAGAGAAAGAAGCGCCUCCGGAUGACAGCGUCGUCGUUACAGAAGCCGUUGAGAUGAAUGUUGUGACAAGCGCUCCGGGUACUGUCUUGGAUACAGUCAAUGCAAAGUAUACCGAAGAUGAAUACAGGCGUGUUCUCAAAAAGAUUGAUCGCAUUCUGCUGCCGCUCAUGUGGCUAUGCUACGGUACCCAACAGGCAGAUAAAACGGCUGUCUCUACGCAAGCAACGUUUGGAAUGAUAAGUGACAUCAGAUUGGUCGGUCAGCAAUUAUCGUGGUUGACGACCGCGUUCUAUAUUGCCUAUCUCGUAGGCGAACCUCCUGGCAACUACUUGAUGCAGCGAUUCAGCGUGAAUAAGAUACUAUUUAUCUGCAUGUUUUGUUGGGGCGUCGUUGUCCUCUGCAUCGCAUUUGUUCAAGAUUUUGCCCAAACUGUAGCACUGCGAUCCUUGCAAGGCCUUUUCGAAUGCACAAUUUCCCCUGCUUUUCUUCUCAUCACAGCUUCUUUCUACAUCAGCCAAGAGCAUACCAUGCGAUCCAUCAUUUGGACAACGGCCAACAGUGGCUUUGAUAUUAUAGCGCAGUUGGUCAUGUACGGAAUUGGAAACGCUGCCAAAAGACAUGGAAGCGCUUUUGGCUCAUGGCGAUGGAUCAGCAUUUUUCUGGGGUCAUGGACGAUACUCCUAUCGUUUGUAGCCCUGAUCUUUGUAGGAACACCUAACGAAGUUAGAUGGUUAUCCAAAAAGGAGAAACACAUCGUUGCUACCAGAGUUGCCAAUAACCAGACUGGAUCUGACGGUCACCAUUCAUGGUGUUGGGACCAAGUCCAAGACGCUUUCAAAGACCCUCAGACUUACUUCUUCUUUUUCACAGUUAUUGCUGCCGGGAUACCCUUUGGCGGAACGGCGGCAUUUGGCAAUCUCGUUUUUGUAUCGUUUGGGUUUACUAACUUGGAGACGAUAGUCAAAGGCAUCAUUCCAUUGGAUCUUUUAACUAUUGCGUGGUUGUUACUGGGCGGAUUCUGGUCGCUGAAGAAGCCUCAAACUAGAUUUUACCUCAUGAUAGCCUCAACUAUCCCGUCAUUUAUCGGCCUGUUGACUUUGGGACUCUUGCCCAAGGAAGGCUUAUUAUGGACUCGAUGGGGUCUCUAUCUGAUGAUGGCAACAGGGAGACUACCGGCGACGCUAAUCUGGACAUUGCUACCAUCCAAUGUUGCCGGGAGAACUAAAAAGUCCGUCACCAGCGCCAUUAUUUUCAUUGCAGUGUGCAUUGGCAAUGCUAUUGGGUCUCAGACGUUUCGCGCUGAAUGGGCACCCAGAUAUGUCCCUGCACUUGUCAUAUGUGGCAUCAUGUACGCAGCGCAGGGUAUUCUCUUUGUCCUGUGGCGAUUACACUAUGUAUCUCAGAACAGACGACGGGCUAAGAAGGUCGCGGAACUAGGAAUGACGCCAGAAGAAUCGGAGUACCAAGGUAAAAUUAACGGAGAGUCUGAUAUCACAGAUUGGCAGAACAUUCAUUUCAGAUAUAAUUUGUAGGAGACGUGUUAUUUAGAGGCAAGGAUUGCGUGAUCUGGUUAGAAUCUUGUCUCUCCUCAAGAACUAACAGACUACAACACCAACUCAUUCUACGGCUACGUUAUACCAAAUACAAUCCUCGUAUCUAGCGAGUAAGAUGUCACUCAAAACUUUUAUACUACAUGAACCUAGUCCCUAAUAGACUUUACAAAGGUUAGUAUGCAAUAAUUACAUCUAUUC
This is a messenger RNA of Trichoderma harzianum CBS 226.95, 1825 nucleotides long. RefSeq lists its product as hypothetical. NCBI's taxonomy places the organism in Eukaryota, Fungi, Ascomycota, Sordariomycetes, Hypocreales, Hypocreaceae. The coding region runs from base 53 to 1606 and encodes 517 amino acids. Gene Ontology annotation, biological process: transmembrane transport. The transcript is spliced from 4 exons. The record is from RefSeq and is a predicted model, not a curated record. Gene Ontology annotation, molecular function: transmembrane transporter activity. Gene Ontology annotation, cellular component: membrane.